Molecule: messenger RNA, 633 nt
Organism: Pichia membranifaciens NRRL Y-2026
Lineage: Eukaryota; Fungi; Ascomycota; Pichiomycetes; Pichiales; Pichiaceae
Exons: 1
Coding region: 1-633 (210 amino acids)
Biological process (GO): maturation of SSU-rRNA from tricistronic rRNA transcript (SSU-rRNA, 5.8S rRNA, LSU-rRNA)
Cellular component (GO): nucleus
Source: RefSeq, a predicted model, not a curated record
AUGAGUGAAAUCUUUUUAGACGAUUUGGGAACUCUCAUUGCAGAGCCACCUAACAAGACUUUGCUCCCGUUUCCAACGGAUCAGCAGGAUGCAAACUUCGAACUUGGAGUUUCAAUGAUAAUCCACGGUUGGUACACACUCACAACGGCCGUUGACAACUUGUGGGGAGGCCCCCAGUCUGCUGAAAAGAGAGACUGGAUUUCCGGAGUUGUUGUUGAUGAAUUUUUGAACAACCAGGAAAUCGAUAUAAUAUACAUCCAUGAACUGUUGUGUGGGGUAAUGGAAGAUGAGUUUGAUACCGUGAUAGAAGAUCAAUCGACCAUUCCGGUUGCACAGAAAAUAAUAAACUGUUAUAAACAGUGCCAGGACCAGCAGUUUGAUGACAUCAAAGCAAUGUACUCGAAGUGGUUGGCUAAGCAACAGCAGAAUACACAGAAGAUCGUUGCAAACAUUGUGAACGAUCCAUUGAAUCCUGAUGUGAGUGACGAUGACGAAGACGAAAACGAAGGUGAUGACGAUGUUGAAAUGGACUACGAUACAGUCGAGCUGGUCCAAGAAACGAGACGAAAGCAAGAGCCAGUGGUAGAUGAAGAUGGGUUUACUAUUGUGAGUAACAAAAAGGGAGGACGCUAG